Molecule: messenger RNA, 1435 nt
Organism: Sarcophilus harrisii (Tasmanian devil)
Lineage: Eukaryota; Metazoa; Chordata; Mammalia; Dasyuromorphia; Dasyuridae
Product: coiled-coil domain-containing protein 50
Exons: 11
Coding region: 333-1409 (358 amino acids)
Source: RefSeq, a predicted model, not a curated record
GGGAGUGCGGGGCUCAGAAGAGAGGGGGCACGGCCGGAGGACCCGAGCUCCCGCGGCUACUGGACCACGGGGGAGCACCGCAGAGGGCGGGGCGUGGGAACCUCUUUGUGGCCCCGGGGAGCAGCUCGGCGGGCGGAGCCGGGGCCGGCCCCGGACCCUGCAGCCUCCGCGGCCUGCUCGCUCGCUGCGCUGCGCCUCCCCACCUCUCCGGCGGGCAGCGGGGCACGAAGGCGCGGGCAGGCGCGCGGCGGCGGGAGCUGGAGCCCGGGAGAGGAGCGCUCGGCGGCGGCGGCGGCGGCGGCGGCGGCGGCGGGGACAGCUCCCACCCCAGCAUGAGCGGGCUGCACGUUGACCGGGCCCGGCUGCCCGGGGUGCAGGAGGUCCGUCAAGAUUUUGCUAUUCUUGAAGAUGGAGCCCUGGCUCAUUGUUUGCAGAAACAAGAAAUUGAACAACAUUAUGCUUCCAACGUGCAGAAGAGUCAGCUUGUUCAGAUGGACAUUCGGAUAGCCCGGAAGCUGCAAGAUGUGGAAAACCAGGAAAGAGAACUGGGAAAAUCUCACCAACAGAAAAAAAUGGAAGAGAGUGACUCUGAGCUGGCUCGAUCAAUCCAGGAAGAAAUUCAGAGGAAAGCGGAAGAGUGUCGGCAAAGAGAAGAAGAUGAUCAGGAAAUAGCCAAGCAAUUGCAAGAGUUAGAAGAAGAAGAAGCAUCUUCCCUUCCGAGCUCCCACAGCACAAGAGAUGUGAAUCACUCCGAACAUGGCGACACAGACCACCUAAAUUGGCAAAUGGCUGAGCUGGAACUCCAGAGUCAGGAGCAACUCCAACAAGAUGAAGAAUUGGCCUGGAGAUUGCAAGAAGAAGAGGAGACUCAUAUAAGAACAAGAAGGAAUCGGGAGCGCAAUGAUGACUAUCGCACCGCACAAGUGGCCCAGGAUGAGGAGAUCGCCAGGUACAUGCAAGAUCAAGAGCUGAAGUACCAUCAGAGAGAGGUUCGGGAAUGGGAGCUAAGAAGGGAAAGCAGAAGCGGAAGCCUCAGUUUCUCUGAACAAAGGCAGAGCAGGAGCAAGAAGACUCCAGUUCCCCUGGACUCUGAGGUUGUGCCCCUUGCUAGAGAUCCACCUCCAGACUGCUCUGACUUUCCAGCCCAAGAAUCCGGGGCACACAGUACAAAGCAGCUGUUUUCUCGGAAUAUUGCUGAAGAAUUGGAUCCAACAUUUAAGUCAAAUGGGACAGACGCACCUGUGGAUGUACCUGCUGUCAGUUCCCAAGCUCUUGCUCAUACGGUGCCGGUAGAGGGUCUUUUUGAAUACAACGAGGAAAUCGCCGAAGCAGCCUUCAUCUCCCCAACCAAGCGUCAGUCGGGACGCCAGAAAACCAAAGAUAAGAAAGAAGCUUGCAAGCAGCAGUGAGAUAGAGCUUCUCGCUGCCCCCACUC